This is a messenger RNA of Puccinia triticina, 1716 nucleotides long. RefSeq lists its product as uncharacterized. The coding region runs from base 1 to 1716 and encodes 571 amino acids. The record is from RefSeq and is a predicted model, not a curated record. Gene Ontology annotation, molecular function: hydrolase activity, hydrolyzing O-glycosyl compounds. NCBI's taxonomy places the organism in Eukaryota, Fungi, Basidiomycota, Pucciniomycetes, Pucciniales, Pucciniaceae. Gene Ontology annotation, biological process: carbohydrate metabolic process. The transcript has 2 exons.
AUGUCGAAAUUUUUCUGGGGCCUGAUCGCCUUCCUAUCGCUGUUUCUCACCGUCUUGGCGAAAAUUCAAUUACUUGCUCAAGACUUCAAGCUUGCCGACGACUCAGUCAGAAACGUCAAGCUGAUUUGGACAUCAGACUCGAAGGCAGAGAAGUUUCGUGUCUACCGCAAAUCAUCCGACUCCGGGUUUCAAGCACUUGCCUCCGGACCUUUCCGAAGUUAUGACGAUUACGAUGUGCCUGAAGGUCCACACUCCUAUCAAGUCUUCAGUCUGGGUGUCGACCCUGCCGAGGGCUCCAACGUCGUUACUCGAAAUCCGUUGCCCUCCGAAACCUUGGAAGGCUUCAGUUCAUACGACAACAUCAAGUCUGAAAAACUCGAUAUACGUUCGAAAAUCCACCUAGAUGAUACCUACUACGAGUAUCACCUGGUAUCUGACAAGGAGGGAAUGUCUGCAAUCAAAGAAUUUAGCUCGCUGGAUGGCUAUACGUUCGAAGAGCAUCGAGUAGUUUUGACGAGGAAGGAAGUUUGCACAGGAAGUCCGAAGGGCACUUGCAAGUUAGAAUCCCUGUCGUUUGUCCAAAACCCAACCACCACGGAGGUAGUAAUGUGGGCACAUUGGGAAGAGGCCGGCGGCUAUGGAAAAGGAGAAGCUGCUGUCGGCUAUGGUCGACCUGGUCAAGGCUCGUGGAAAUUCGGGGGUUCUUCCAGGCCGCUCGGCCAUGACUCCCGUGAUCUUGCGUUCUUUGUCGAUGUCGACCAAUCGGGGUAUGUCAUCUCCUCGACCAACACCAACCGGGACAUGAACAUCUACCGCCUUACCCCAGACUGGCACCAGGUCAAGGAAUUGGUCGCCACCGUCUUGAAGGGCCAGGCGCGCGAGGCACCGGCGAUGAUCCACCACGAAGGCAUGUACUAUCUCUUCACCUCUAUCGCCGCCGGAUGGUAUCCAUCCACAGGCAAGUACAUCUCCGCCUCGAAUAUCGCCGGACCCUGGAGCGAGAAUCAGAUCAUCGGUAAUCUUGGAGGGUUCUCCGCCCAAUCGGGCGAGAUUGUCAAGAUCGGCUCCUCCUUCGUCAUGCGUGCAAACAAAUGGAGGAUCCCAGAUAUCGACCCCGAAGGGACCCCCCUACGGCAGGUCCUCCUGAUUAUUAGUGUACACAAAGGAGCGGCUACUUGUGCCUUCUAUCCAGAAGUGCUCUACCGAGACACUGGUGACAACGCUCGCGCCUAUGGAGUCCAAAACGGACGAAUCGUUUCAGUCGGAAAACCGGUCGCCUCCACUGGCGCUGCUAAAGACCAUCCUGAAACUUUAGCUAACAGUGGAGUAAACACGAGACCGCGAUCCUUUUUCCAGCCGACCUCUGUGCCAUUCAUCUAUGCGGUUGACCUUGGGGCGGUUCACAAGUUGCGUCACAUCGAGCUGACGACUUUCCUCACUUCGGGGAGCGAGGCGGCGGCCCAAUUCAUCGUUGAGGGCAGUCUCAAAGCCAACGGCCCCUACAAGCCCUUCCUCGACCAAUCGAACAACACCCGCGUCGGCUUCGUCUCUGCUCCCGUGCUCAACGACUUCAACUGUCGAUAUGUCGUUGUCAAGGUCCAGAAUAUCACUAAUAUGCACAACAAACGCCCUGGCAGGCCCGGGGUCCAUGAGUUUACCGUUUUUGCAGAACCGCUUUCAAAAUCCACUUCUGCCUCCCGCCCAUCUUCAGUAUAA